Molecule: messenger RNA, 6183 nt
Organism: Diaporthe amygdali
Lineage: Eukaryota; Fungi; Ascomycota; Sordariomycetes; Diaporthales; Diaporthaceae
Exons: 2
Coding region: 1-6183 (2060 amino acids)
Biological process (GO): intracellular protein localization; endocytosis; retrograde transport, endosome to Golgi
Cellular component (GO): endocytic vesicle; Golgi apparatus; membrane
Source: RefSeq, a predicted model, not a curated record
AUGUCCUCAGAGCCGGCGCCAGAAGCUCCUGUCCAAACCACUUCCGAGAAUGCCCCUCGACCCUCAGUGACAGCCAUCUCGACGCCAGAGCUCGAGCUAUCUAAGCUUCAAGCCUUACCCGCAGAGCAACAGGACCUUUUCCUCCUGACCUUCGUUUCGACCCUGACGAAGCAUGUGCUCUCCCUAUCCGCCGACGACUGCACUGCGCAGCAGUUCUACCUCAAAAAGGAGAUCUUCCAGAUCCUAAAUCUCCCCACGCCACCGCCAACCCGUGUCAUACGGAAUAGCCUGGGGAAAUGCCUGGCCCAUAUAUUCGAGAAAGGAGACCGGAAGCUCCUGGUCGAAACGAUUAACGAUCUAGUAGCCAUAAUAACGAGCGGAAAAUCUAAGGGCGAGGGAGAGGUGCGCGCCAAACAUGCUGCCGUUUCUUGUCUCGGGGACGUCUUCGCGGCGGCCGGCGACAGCACCACCCACUACCACCAGCUGGCUUGUACGGCACUGCUGAAGCUCCUGAAGAGCUCGACGAAUCAUGCCGGCCUCCGCGCAGCGUGUUUCACGGCGCUUGGGAAGAUCGCAAAGAUGGUUGCCGGCAUGAUGGACGAGUCCAUCGCAAGAGACAUAUGGAAGCAGGGCCGAAACCACGCCUCUACGGAUAAGGGAGCCCUGGUCGGCGCAGCGGCUUGCCGAUGUCUUCGGUCUUUGAUGCGGAACACAAACUAUUUCAAGAACACGAGUGAUUUCGACAAGGUUCAGACGGCUAUGUUCAAGACCUUUGAGCAUACAUCGUCGACCACCCGACGAGCGGCUGCUGAGUGUCUUGCCGAAGCCUUUGUCAGAGGCUACUCUGAGUCUUCUGCUGGAGAAACGUUUCAGGAAAUCUCGGUCAAGAAACCAAAGUCCAAGGCAGCGAAACGCCAGUCAAUGGGACCAGGCGCACUGCAGGAUGAAGAUGACAUACCGUCGAGGCCUGGAAGCCCCGCGCCCACCAAAAGAAACCCAAAUCUGGCACUGUCGCCCGGAGACAUGUUGAAAUCGCUAUCUACCCAGUACGGGCGCAUGGCGACGUCCAACAAGGCCAGGGCCGCCAUCGGGAUAUGCUAUGCCACGCUGCUACAGCGACUUGGGGAGAAGGCUGUGGAACUUAACUACCUCAGGAUUGUCGAAAACCUGACCCUGGACUUGCUCGGCAAUCCCAACAUCACAAAUAACCGUUACCGUCUUCUCAUCUCUCGUCGCGUUGUCGACCAUUUGCUACAAGACGUCGUAGGCAAGAAGAUACUUGGCGAGACUGGGCAGUCACAUGCUGCCAAAGUCUUGAUCAACGAAAUCCUCAAGAAUUACCCGCAAGCAUUGAAGGAGCGGCCGGAGCCAACUAAGAACAUGCUGAUCGCCGCGAUGGGAGCGCUUGGCUCUCUAAUGAUCUCGCUUGGCUCAGCGUCAAACACAUUUGCCGAAUCUGCCAGGGAUGCAUUGUUGCAAGUCCUCCAGCACCCGAGCUACACAGUUCAGGUUUACACUUCGGCAUGCCUCAAGACAUUUGUCCUCGCGUGUCCGCAGCAGUUGCUCCCCUGCCUUUCAGUAUGUAUGAACAGCUUGAGCAGGGAACUCGGAGUGCUGGGAACCGGGCGGAAUUCUCAACGUAAAUGCACUGGCUUCUCCCAUGGCCUAGCUGCCACGCUCAGCGCAAGUCCAUCCAGGCCGCUGUACGGCUCUGUCGAUAUCAACAGCCGUGUUCUGACGAUGGCGACCAAUUUGCUGAAAACCAGUGGGAAGCAAGAACUUCGUGUUGCCAGUACGCAGAUCCAAGUUGCUUGGACACUGAUCGGAGGUCUCAUGUCAUUGGGGCCCAACUUUGUCAAGAUUCAUCUGUCUCAGCUGCUCCUGCUCUGGAAGAAUGCGCUGCCAAAGCCACUUGCGAAGGACAAUACGUCGGCACGAAACUAUCUAGAGGCAUCCUUCCUUGCACACGUUCGAGAGUGUGCUCUGGGAUCCAUACUGGCAUUUCUGGAGUACAACAGUCGACUGUUGACGGUCGACGUGUCUAAAAGGAUUGCGACCAUGCUGCAAAGCACGACCGCCUUUUUGAAGACUUUGCCCAAGAAGAAGACAUCAGAUGACAUUUCGGAGAGACUGGCCCCGGCCCUGCAGCUUCUUGACAUCGAGAUGAUGGUGCAGAGACGUGUCAUGCAAUGCUACAUAAAACUUGUGAAUACGAGCCCAGCUGGAGGCAGUGAGGCUCUCUUGCAGUCGAAUCUCCUCACGUUGGCAAUUUCGCUAUUUGCCGACCCGGAAAAUUACUCUCCCAGCUCAUUGAGUGCGGCUAUUGCGAGCUCCGCCGGCACAUUCGAGACUAUCUGGGAUGUCGGUGACAACUCUGGAUAUGGUGUCACCGGACUCGUCACUGGAUUCAGUGUCAAGAGGCUGCCCGGACAGCACGAAAGCGCAGUGGAGCAAUCCCUUACAGAAGACAACAGCCCUGAAGACGCAAUGGAGAAUUUAUUGCUGUCCCCUGUAUGUGGCGCACUGGAGCAUGACGCAUCUACCCUUUACAUUGGCGGACAGGAAGCGUUCAACUGUUUGACCAAUCCCCCGGCUACCGAGGUCGUGAACAUGGCUAUCCAGUUGUUUGCGUUCGCAUUCCCGCUUACGCCAGCCAAAGUCCAGGAGAGUAUUCUGGAACAAAUUGCCUCGUUCAUGGCAGCAGGCUCAGGCGAGCGUGACGCCGCGCGGAAAGCGGCCAUCAAAGUCAAUGUGGCGACUGCAUUUCUGUCGACGCUGAAGGUCGCCGUCAAGGAGACGAAAUCGCCUCCAGGAGAUGUAACCAAUCUGCAAGUCGAGAAGCUGCUUCAAGACAUGAUCAGGGGUUUCGUGCUCGACCAAGAUCAGUAUGUGAGAAGCUUAGGCUACGCAGCUGUUGCCCGCCUAUGCAACGCUUGCGGCAAUGCUUUCACAAACUCAGAGAUCAAGUUCCUCGUUGAUACAAUCGUGGUCAACCGAGAGCCUAGUGCCAGAGCAGGAUGUGCUAUGGCACUAGGUUGCAUUCAAGCCAAAGUUGGCGGCAUGGCUGCUGGGUAUCACCUCAAGACUAUCCUUGGUAUACUCAUGUCACUCUGUAACGAUCCGCAUCCGACAGUGCAUUUCUGGGCUCUGGAAGCCCUGGCACGUGCUGCCGAUGCAGCUGGCUUGGGUUUCUCUCCAUACGUCUCAAGCGCGCUUGGAAUGCUUGCUCAGCUCUACGUAUCUGACACGCACAACCCAGAGGUCGCAUCUGCGAUCUCCAUGAACCUGGAAUUGGAGCUGUCCACUACGGCAUCUAUUACACGAUGUGUUGACUCCCUGAUUAACGUGCUUGGCCCGGACUUGCAGGAUAUCAGCAAGUCCAGGGAGCUUAUACUCACCUUGGUCGGAUAUCUUCAAGAGGAAGAAGACACCCAAGUUCAAACUGCAAGUCUUGGGUGUCUGGAACACCUAUCUCUCUAUGCGCCAGGGUAUAUGUACUUCGCCGAUUACGUGAAGUUGCUCCAGAAGUACCUGAACACGGGUCAUUCUGCACUACGAGACGUCGCGAUUGACGGUAUUUACAACAUCAUGAAGCGCGACCCACACGAUGUCAUACGAGCUGCAGAACCAGGUUUGGAGGACCACCUGUGGCUCGCACUCGACGCAAACCCAGACCACGAUGGAAUUCGAAAUAUCAUCCAGAACUGGAUGCGCCAGACCUGCUUGACAGACACAGCGGAUUGGCUUCAGAGGUUUCAAGGCGUGUUGAAGCUCACAAGACCCAAGGCCGCCGCCGAUAUCCAGGGUUUGACCAGGAAGGCUACUGCAGCCCUUGACAUACAGGAUGAAGAAGUGGCUGGGUUCGCGGCUGCGGGCGGCGUAGCGAAGGAUGACAAAGAGGGUGGUUCGGGAUCCGAUGUGGAACCACUGAGGUGGCAAGUCAUUGCGUUUGCGAUGACUCUCCUCAACGAUGUCUUCAUUCUCAUCAACAAGGAUGUCAUGACGAAUGGAGAGUCAGCAGCCCAGCUGGCGCUGCAGUCCAGGAUCGCAGAUGUUGUUCGCAUGGCAUUCUCUGCCUCUACUUCUGGUGUCCUCGAGCAGCGCAUUUGGGGCCUCAAGAUCAUCGGUGCAGUGCUAAAGAUGUUUGGAAAGACCCCUGAUCCGGACUUUGACGAGGCAAUGCUUUUGGAGCAGUACCAAGCUCAGAUUAGCUCUGCACUGACGCCCGCAUUCGCUGCUGAUUCGUCGCCCGAACUGGCGUCAGAGGCUGUCAAUGUGUGUGCAGCUUUUAUUGCCACUGGCAUUGUCAAGGACGUCGAUCGCAUGGGUAGGAUCCUAAAGACUCUUGUGAGCGCUCUCGAGAACUUUGCCACCGAAAAUGACAACGCCGGUAUAGGCGAGCUGAAGGGACUGAGCUCCAACGCCCAGGUCAUGGUCAAGAUGGCUGUCUUUUCGGCUUGGGCAGAAUUGCAAGUUGCAAGUACAGAGCAACCCUACUUGCUUGAAGUGUUGAAAGCGCACAUUGGCAUGUUGACUCCACUGUGGCUGGAGUCGCUCAGGGAAUUCGCUCGACUCAGGUUCGAGCCGGACAUUUCGAUGACACUGGGCCCACCAUCGUUGUCCGGUAGUCUGGACACUAUCUACGCGGCUCUCAACCGAGAAACGCUACUUAAGUUUUAUCAGGACUCGUGGUUGAAGCUUGUGGAUGCCAUCGCAAGUCUGAUCGGACAGGACAGCGAAUUCGUGUUCGAUGCGCUCGAUGGCAAGACGACUGCAGACGCUGCGACUAAUGGCCAUUCCAGGGGGUCAGAUAUCAACUACCGCGACGAGCCAUUGGCAUUCUUCUUCGUGCUUUUUGGUAUCGCGUUCGAGGCUCUUGCUGCUAAACCGGGCCAAGCAGACUCGCUUGCUCGUCAGGAGCAAACACUCGAGAUCCUGCAAGCUCUUAAGAAGAUCCUGCAUCCGAGUGUCUCCGGUCAUGCAAUCUACAGAGAGGCCAUCUUCUCGGAGACUAUGGAUCUCCUGGAUCGGCUUGUGUUGACUGAUGGCUUGGACGUGCAAGGCGUCAUUGUGGAGAUUGCCAGAGCGCUCUGUGUCGCGCAUCCUGCGGCCAGGAAAUCGGCGGAGGAAGACAAUGGCGAGCUUUCCGAGGAUAUCGAGCAGCUCUUUGAGUUGACACGUAUUAUCGUGCUGGUGCUGGCCGGGCUUUUGCCCAAUCUGACAGAAGCGAACCAACCGGUCCGCCAUGUCCUGACCGAAGAGGCUAUUCUGCUCAUCCGUACUUCCUUGAACGCCCUGGUCGAUGCUGCUGAGGUCUUCCCAGCUGUCAUCAAGACGGACUUGCAUGCUUGCCUGAUCCACAUUUUCGCCACAAUUUUAUCGACACCCUCGUGCCAGGAAAUUAUUGUACCGCAAUCUCUGCCAACACUGAAACGCUUCCUCGCAACUAUGGCUGGCCCGCGGGAGGGAAACAGUGGCCCUACAGAUGUCCAGCUUCAGGGCUGUUUGCGACGAUUCUUGUCAAUUUACCUCCACUCGCAGAGACGGGAAAGGCCGACAGACCUCAGCAAUGUCAAGAACAGCCUUCUGGCUAUCACCAUCCUGUUCACAGGCGGGCAGAAUCACCUCUCCGCCAACGACCCCAUCGUGGCCAAGUUCCUGGAGGAGUUGGUGGAUUGUCUCACGGAUCGCAUGACUGCGAAGAUUGCGACGAACUGCGUUCGGUCGCUGCUCCUCCAAAGCAAGCCAACCGUGGCCGAUGAAACCAUCUCCCGGUUCCUCCUACCGCGCCUGAUCGCCUUCGUGACGACCACAGACCGCGAGGACCCGGAGCAUGCGCGCUCUCUGGUUGCACACACGCUCUCGCAGUACGUCGGCGUCGUGUCCAAAGAUCACAUAGCCAUCGCCAUGUCGCUGGUGCUCCCCACGCUGCUGUCGCGCGCCGCGAGCGAGGGCCCAGAGGACAAGAACAUCUACCGCGAGACGAGCGCGCGGCUGCUGGAGCUGGCGUCGGUCGAGCAGGCCAGCUUCAGGGGCAUCGUGGCGGGCAUGAGCGACGGCCAGAAGGCGUUCAUGGAGGAGGUAAUCAAGAGCGGGAGGACGAAUGAGAACGUCGAAAAGGAAACCGACUCGGGCUCUGGGCAGCCUACCAUCGCGCUCAAGAUGAACUUUGGUGGCAAUUGA